Messenger RNA from Pistacia vera, 315 nucleotides. Its product is annotated as CLAVATA3/ESR (CLE)-related protein 3-like. Gene Ontology annotation, biological process: cell-cell signaling involved in cell fate commitment. Bases 1 to 315 code for a protein of 104 amino acids. The transcript has a single exon. Gene Ontology annotation, molecular function: receptor serine/threonine kinase binding. Lineage: Eukaryota; Viridiplantae; Streptophyta; Magnoliopsida; Sapindales; Anacardiaceae. The record is from RefSeq and is a predicted model, not a curated record.
AUGGCCUUUAGCUUCAGGUUUUUGUUGUGCCUUUUCUUGGUUUCGGGUCUCUUCUUAACCUGUCUAACUCGUCCUCUUGAUAGCGAUACAGCAUUUUCAGAGAGCCUGAAAGAAGUUUCCAGGACGAGUUUGCUGAAACAGAAGAUCAUUGAGAGGCAUUUUGAAUUCCAACAAUAUUCAAACGAUGAGGGUCGUGUGUUGAUGGAGAACGCCAAGGAAAUGCUCAAAGAUAGUGUAAAAAGACAAGAAAUUCUCGGAAAGUUUUUUGAUUCCAAGCGAGUGAGUCCUGGAGGCCCUGAUCCCCAUCACCAUUAA